UUGCUUGUAUUUGCCCUCUGUUUUUCGCGAGAAUGAGAGGAUUGCGACGACGCCGUCGUGUCAUCCAACUCCUUUUAGCGGAAAACAUACCGGCUCCCAACCCCAGGCAGUACUGCCAGGUGAACAACACGGUGCCGUUGCUGGCCCUGUAUUUUGAUGGGGAAAGCGACAUGAGGGUAGACUUCAGACUCUCCAGGGGAUCCUUCAACGGUCUGAUGGCCAUCCUCGGCACGGCGUGUGACCAUGGCUGGGGACCUGUCAUCGAGGCCCUCGUCUUCCUCUUUUGGCUCGCCAGCGGUACCUCUUACCGUGUUGUAGCCAGAGCCUUUGCUAUGCCCCGGGCCACUGUGCACCGUGCUGUCCACCAGACCAGCAGGAAAGUCCUCUCUCUCCUCCCCCAGGUCGUUGGCCUUCCAUCAGAGGAGGACUUGCCUCAUGUUGGUGCAGGUUUUGCACGAUUGGCCGGGUCAGCGGCCUUCAACAGGGUUGUCGGCAGCAUUGAUGGCUGCCAUGUCCGUGUGACGCCCCCAAUCGAUGACGCAGCCUGUUACCUGAACAGGAAGAUUUUUUAUUCUGUUCAAUUUCAGGCUGUGUGUGACCACACAGCGAAGUUCAUCGACAUUUUCAUUGGCUUCCCCGGGUCGGCUCAUGAUGCGAGGGUUUUAAAACACAGCCCCCUGUACUACCAGCAAAGGUACCCUCCACCUGGUUUCUGCAUCAUUGGGGAUGAUGGCUACCCCUGCCUCAGGCAACCCAUCGCCCUCAUGACUCCCUACAGGCAGCCUCUACACAACCAACUCCAGGUCCGCUUCAACGGUCACCUGUCUAGAGCGAGGUGUGUUGUGGAAAGAGCCUUUGGCAUCCUGAAGACCAGAUGGAGGUCAAUAUUUUUGAAGGCGCUGGAGGUGGAUGUCCUCUAUGUCCCGGAGGUCAUUGCCUGCUGCACAGUGUUGCACAACAUCUGCCUGAGCAAUGGGGACCUGUUGGAGGCAGAAGAUGAUGUGGAGGGAGAAGCAGGGGACUAUCCACAACCAGCCCCUCAAGGUGCUAUCUGUGGAGCAGAGGACAGGCACAGGAUGGCAAUGACGUGUGUUGUACCAGACCACGAUUAUGCAAUUUAA
Molecule: messenger RNA, 1121 nt
Organism: Sander lucioperca (pikeperch)
Lineage: Eukaryota; Metazoa; Chordata; Actinopteri; Perciformes; Percidae
Product: putative nuclease HARBI1
Exons: 2
Coding region: 33-1121 (362 amino acids)
Source: RefSeq, a predicted model, not a curated record